AUGGCAAAACUGGACGAAGAAUACCUUCCUACCAUCAAUCGUCUUCGAUUUCUCUGCGCUGGGUUGUUCACAAUCGACGAAGAAAGUAACAUCAUACGACUGGUCCACUAUACUACCCAAGAGUACUUCGAGCGCAUUGGAGACAAAUGGAAACCAAACGCUCAGUUCCAUAUUGUCUCGACAUGCCUCACCUACCUAUCGUUUGAUGUGUUUAAAACGGGUAGCUGCUCAUCAGAUGAAGAAUUUGAGGAGAGGCUCCAAGAGAACAAGUUCCUGGACUAUGCCACUAAGCACUGGAGCGAGCGUGCUGCAAUGGCUGAAGGCGAAGUGAGUGAGCUAGCUUGUUCGUUUCUUUCAGACAAUGAGUUGGUUUCAAGCGCUAUACAGGCUUUGCUAACCGAUAGGAAUAGAUAUAGGUCGCACCACAGUCAGGCACAUCCAAAGGAGAGCACAGGAUUACAUCUUGCAGCACAAUUGGGAUUAUCACUAGUGUUAGAGGCGAUGCUUCCAGAACAGAAAGAAGAAAGAUCAAACACGCCGAGGAAAAAAGAUGGUGACGACCAAGAUUCAUUGUAUAUUGCGUCAAGCGCUGGACACAAUAGAACAGUGGAGCUGCUGCUCAACAAAGGCGCCGAACCUAAUGCGCGGAAUGGAAGGUACGGCAGGGCAAUCUUAGCGGCUUCAAUGAUAGGCCACGAAGAGAUUGUGGAGAUGCUGCUUGAAAAAGGUGCCGAAAUUAAUGCGCGGGGUGGAGUCUAUGGGGACGCACUUACUGCGGCUCAUGCUGGACGCCACCACACAGUUGAGAAUCUGCUUGUUCAGAAUGGUGCUAAAAUCGUGUUGGAAGGAAAAGGGGAUAACAGAUAUAGUUAUUGGUAUGAUUAUUUUAGCGAAGACACUGAGAAGCCUAAAUGGCUGAAGAUGGGAUCGAAAUGA
Molecule: messenger RNA, 936 nt
Organism: Bipolaris sorokiniana ND90Pr
Lineage: Eukaryota; Fungi; Ascomycota; Dothideomycetes; Pleosporales; Pleosporaceae
Exons: 1
Coding region: 1-936 (311 amino acids)
Molecular function (GO): protein binding
Source: RefSeq, a predicted model, not a curated record